GAAAAGAUAAUUCUGGUUGGGAAGAAAUUGUCGUCGCUAGGCUAAGCUAGUUGCCUAGCUUUACUGUAACUGUACCCGUUGGCUAACGUAGUCGAAAUGGCGAAGCAGCAGGGCGUCCUGGCAGUUUAAUAGGGCCGUUAAGGAUACCUGGGUCAAAUGCCAUGGGGGACAUGAAAACCCCAGAUUUUGAUGAUCUCCUGGCUGCCUUUGACAUCCCAGAUGCUACAGGGUUGGAUGCAAAAGAGCCUAUCCAAGAAGGGCAUGAUGAGACGCAUCUAAAACACCCGGGAGUAUCCGACAACGACAGUUUACUGAGUAAUGAAGCAAACUCUGAAGCAGAGAUUCCCACUGUGAGUGUGAUCGUGAAAAACACACAUCAGCAGGAGCCGUCGGAAGGUUUUGGAGACGGGCUUCACUCAGGACCAAUAUUGCCUAAUGGAUUUAAUGUACAAAGUUCAGGAGAUACUAUUACCAAAUGUGUCUUUGAUAAAUCAUUUGUCUCUGCUCUGAAUGGGGGAUUUUCAAGUGAAUAUCUGGGAAAGGCACCAAUUCAACACAAACCUGAUGCAACGCCACUGUUUUCCCAGUCACAUUCUCACUCGAGUCCUGAAUAUGAAGGGAGUUUAUUAACAAGAGACAAAGCCAAUCCCAAACAAGAGAGGUCAUGUUUCCAAGAAGAAUCCGAUUUGGAACCUUCAGCUGCAGACAAUCCACAAAAGUUAGAUCUUUGUAUUUUUAAUGAACUCCAGAAGGACAAUGAAUCACCUGGGCGACAAAGAGAGGAGUCACCUGACAGUGGUGUCAGUAAUGAAAUGCCAAUGGUACACAGUGGACUCCCUCAUCCAAGCAAUACCUUCAAUGAGACAAACAGCAGUUUGGGAAUCCCGGCAGAUGGUCCUGACUCAUUUUCUAAAAUAAAGUCGUACUCCCCGAAGGUGCCCUCUUGCCUUGAGGCUCUGGUGGCUCUCAAUGCUAGGAAGGAUCCCACCGAGCAAAUAAAGAGUCCAAGAGAGUCUCCUGUUAUUCACAGCGAUUGCAUGAAAUACAGCCCCAAGGUUUCCGUAUCCCCUCGUAGUCCUAUGAGCCCACUUGAAGCUGUGAAGCGCAUGAUGAAGCCCCCCGACAGCCCUGUUAGCAUUUGCAGUGACAGCAGCAGCAAAGCUGGUGGGUCGCCACCAGUACCCAAAGUCCGGAUAAAGACCAUCAAAACCACCAGUGGGCAGGUGAAGCGCACUGUUACCAGUGUACUGCCAGAUUCUGAAACGGAUGACGUCCACUCAGCCUACGAAUCCUCGCCAUCGCAGAGUUUGUUGAGUGAGGAUGGAGCGUAUUCUCCUAAAGUCUUACAAAGCAAAUCAGAGGAACGACCUAGGACUCCAACAGUAUUCCAGAAUUUACCUGUCAGAAGAUCACCUGCGUCUCAAGCAUGUACGCCAAAGAAAAUAUCUUCUUCUAAAGGACAUCGAGGAAGUCCUAGCACCCUUCCCAAAGCAGCGCACCUUGCUAGUCUAAACCUUGUCCCACAUAGCGUUGCUGCGUCAGUGACUGCCCGCUCUGCCUUGCAUCAAUCAAGCCAGAACACAUUCUCCUCAACUGUGUGCAGCACCGUCCCACUGGUUCAUCAGAUCAAAACUUGGCCACGAACAUCUGUCCAUAAUACAGCAGCCGACACAUUAAACCAGCUGCUGAACAAUGUUAACCCUGUACCCACAUAUGUGCCCAACCUGAACCCCCCGCCCAAGAGUGACAUACGCCUUCCGGCACGAGGCUACCGCUGCCACGAGUGUGGGGACUCUUUCAGUGUAGAACGUAGCCUCACGUACCAUUAUAACCGGAGGAGCGUCCAUAUUGAGGUGGGAUGCACGCACUGCGCCAAGACAAUUGUAUUCUUCAACAAGUGCGCCCUGCUGGCGCACGCCAGGGAGCACAAGAGCAAAGGCGCAAUGAUGCAAUGCACACAACUUCACAUGAAGCCCAUUGCGGAGGCGCAAAUGUUUGUACCUUUUGGUACCGAACCACUUAAAACGAAGUCUCGGUCUACAUUUUCACGCACGCUUAAGAGCCAGCCCGUCAUGCCUCUGUAUCCAGAUAACGCCAUCCGCCACAGAAUGCGGUGCUUAGAGUGCAACAAGCAGAUGUCGGACUUGCAAUCGCUCGCUGGACAUUAUCAAUCGCAGUCAGAAGAUACAAAAGAACUGUUUUGCAAGCUUUGCUCAAUGUUACUACCUAACAAGUGUAGUUUCAAGUCUCACCAGCGCAUUCAUGCACUCAAGCCCCCUUAUACCUGCCCCGAGUGCGGCGCCAUCAGUCGCUCAGCAGACAUUCAGAAGCACGUCAGGGAAAACUGUCUCCACUAUGCACGCAAAGCAUGGUUCAAGUGUCUUCACUGUGAAGUAGUUUUCAAGACCCUUCUCGGACAAAAGACGCACAUUGAGGAGAAACACUGCGCGGUUCUCCACAAGUGCUCCAUCUGCCUCUUGACCUUCAAAAGUGAAAACAGCUAUGAAGCUCAUAUGAAGGAUAAACACAGUGCUAGCAAAAGCUCUCCUCAGUUCGACUUCAAGUGCUCUUGUGGUAACAUUUUCCAAAAGAAAUGGUUACUCUUUCAACAUUUUCAUCAGGACGCCAACAAGCGUCUCACUUGUGUAUUUAAGUGUCCGGAAUGCAACUCUGUCUUCUCUCAAAAGCAGCCGUUGAUGCAGCAUUUUAAGAGUGUGCAUGGAGGAGAAGGGAGACUGGAGUCGGAGGUUAACGGGAAAAAAACGAACAGUAGUGUUUUGCACCAGGAUGCCAGUCCCAUUCAGGUCCCUGAAAAAAACAAGGAGGUUCCUCAAAAAAAGACAGAAAAGAAUGGUGGGCCUCGUAUGAAAUCAUCUGGUUGGACGUGUGGGGAGUGCCUUCAGUAUUUCCCUGAGCGAGACCUUUACGCGUCGCAUUUGAAGUCAAAGCAUGGGAAGUCAUAUAAGCGCUACGCCUGUGGACAAUGUAACCAGUCAUUCAACUCCUCUACUAACUUAAGAAGACACAUUCGCAGGACCCAUGACGGAAAAAAUAAAAUUUAUAGUUGUUGGUAUUGUACUGACAGAAAGACAACAUUUAGUAGCAUUGUACUGAUGAAGAACCACAUUAGUCUUAUGCAUGGAAUCAGGAAUCCUGACCUCAGCCAAAUGCCAAAAACCUCUAUCCAUGAAUGCAAAAAUGGUUUGGGCAAGGAUUCCCCGGAGGCUCCUUCAGCCAAGCGUGCAAAAAGAAAUUUCCACUGUUCCAAGUGCAGAUACAUCACGGAUGAUUACAGCGAGUUCCACAAACACAUAACUCAACAUAAAAGCGCAGAAAACACUCCUCAGUGCCUUCACUGUGGCCUGUGCUUCACGUCAAUGCUGUCCCUCUCCAGACACCUGGUCAUUGUUCAUAAGGGCAAAAAUCCCAAGGAAGAGGAGGAGGCUGCUGCAAAGGUCCGUCAGAGCAAAGCCAAUCCCGCCCAGACAGACUCUCAUUCAGGUCCCAUUGAGAUAUCAGAGCAGUAAUGUCCAUGUCCACUCAUCUCUCAAGCUGCUUUCCUCCUGGAACUACCACAUGCUGGACAAUGCUCCUCAUGGACACACUUUUUUUAAACAGCCACUGCAGAAUAUUGAAAAAAAAAAAAAAACACCAGCAUUUUUAUUUACUAGAAUCUAGUAUCAUCUGUAGUUGACCAACUUAAAACGGCUUCUUCGAUUUUUGCAACUUUUCAACUUGGGUGAUAUAGUAAGUGUAGCCUAUUUUUGGUUAGUUUUUUUUUUCUUUUUUUAUCAUGGUGGCUAAACUCACCAUGAUGAGAAAGUAACAUAACUCGGGGAUGGAAGUUGUGGUGCAAUACAAUUACAUGGAUAAGCUUGUGCUUUCGUUCACGUUUAUAUAACCAACUGCUAUACAGUUAUUUUCCUUUGCAUUAAUGUCACACAGUAUCCAUCGAAUGGAAUUCUAAGAGUUAUAAUUUUUGCACUUAAUUUGAAAGCAGAAUAGAUGCUAAAGCGUUUACUUGGGCUGCAGGAACAAGAGAUUUGUUUCAUUCGUUGAGCAAUAUAUGCUUUUAUUUUUAUUUUUUUAAAAUGAACGCUUGUAAAGGGGAAGCAGACAGGUUCACUUGUUCAACUUCAGCAGUAUUGAAAUACCUCAGACUUCCACAAAAUACAUUUUGAAGCCACGUGAGUUCUUAGUUAUGUAAAAAUCAAGGUACUUUCAGAUAAGACAUUGACACAGAUGAAAGUGAGGGAUGUCUUGUUAAUGCCUUUGUGUUGGCAGUGUGACAGUAACUACCUCUGGUAAAUGGCGAUGAUUGUUAAACUUUCAGUGAGUGACAGAUAAUCACAGUGCAAUGCAGAAAGUUUAUUAUCCCAUGUUAAAUUUUAUAAAUUGAUUUGGGGAACCAUAUUGGGCUUCUAAGUCAUAUUGACUUAUGAACCUUUCUGUGUUACGUUAGUGUGCUACAUAAUACUUACAUUUCUACUUUCUCUGUGCAUCACUUAAUGGCAGCAUGUGGCUAACCCGGCUGAUGUGCAUGAUUUGUACUUUUGCUCGUUGAAAAAUAUUUUUUUUUACUUUUGAUACCCUUUACAGUGACUUGUCAUACCUGCCUUAAAACCAUUUUUCAAGCUAUGACAUAUUUAGCAUGCAGUGGCUCAUGUUAUGUGCCUUACCAUUAUGUUUACCUAAAGUACAGACAAAUAAAAUUGUGCAUUGAAUUAUGUUUUUCUGUCUUGCUUUUUUAGCUGUUUGGCUCCAAAGUGUAGAUUUCCCAAUCCUGAUGUAAAGACAAAAUAUUUGACUCAGCUCUUGUGCAUCUCAUUGGAUAGCACAAGACAUUCAAUACAAAGCAGGCUAUCAGGCCAAUGACUUUAGCUCUUUGCAGUAUUAAGCCCAUCCUUUCUCCUUAUGCUUAAGUGUUCGGCUCUGCCCAGACAGCAGCAGAAGUGCGAGACUUUUAAAUAGAAUUUUGACUGCACACUUGAGAGAAUGAAAAGCAAGUCAGUUUGGAGAGCAGGGCUCCUGUUUUGUGUCAUCCUAGUGUCACAUGUCGUCAUGACUUCAUCCCGGACUAUUCCUUAUAAACAAAUGAGAAACAAGGGUUUGAAGUUGAAGAUCCACCCGAGAGGAUUUAUGUGGGCAACGGGUCAUUUCAUGGGCAAAAAAAAUAUGGCAGAGCAUUCACUUGUUGGGACUUCUGCUGGAGGCAUAAAGGUCAUCGAAGGAGCAGAUGACGCCAUGAAUGACCUGCAGUCCAUCUAUAUAGUAAACCCAAAAUCGGCUACAAGACAUGUCUCUUAGAAAAGAAGCGACCCCCUGCAAACAUUGGAGGGAACAUGUAGUACUUUCUCCCAACAACAAAGAUGGACGUCUAUAUUUCCCGAGGAUCCUUUUUCUCUCGUAAUACACUCACCGAGUUCAACAUGUUCAUUACCUUUACAAUUAUAUCAACCAAAUUAUUGAUUAUAUCAUGGUGUGUUUCUGAUUUCUUGCCUUUCCACUGCAGAAAAUUACUAGAAACAUUUGUACAGUGUGCUCGAUUUACAAACUGAAGGAAUUGUUUUUUUAAUUGGACAGAUUGUUCAUGCAUACCUAAUAAAUUCUGUAAUAAACUGAACAUAAGUGUUUUUGUCCUAAAUGUAUAAUAUGUCAUUUGUUUUUUGCUUUAAUACUAAGAGGUGUCAUCUGCUUUUGACAAAUUCCUGGUGUCCUUCAACAGACAGUAAAACAAAUGAUUCUGAAGAUGUGUUCAGCAAG
Molecule: messenger RNA, 5763 nt
Organism: Corythoichthys intestinalis (scribbled pipefish)
Lineage: Eukaryota; Metazoa; Chordata; Actinopteri; Syngnathiformes; Syngnathidae
Gene: znf592
Product: zinc finger protein 592
Exons: 11
Coding region: 162-3527 (1121 amino acids)
Source: RefSeq, a predicted model, not a curated record